AUGACAGAUAUUGAGGAGUUUGAUGAUUUAGAUGAUGAUGACUUGAAUAAUUGCUCGGUUGAUGAGAGAUAUGAGUUGCCUCAGCACACUGAUCAGCAGAUUGAGCAAAAUGAGCCUAAAAUUGGGAUGAAAUUUAACGAUCCAGAUGAACUGUUUGAGUUCUACAAAGACUAUGCAAAGAGCAGUGGAUUUCCAAUUAAGAAACAUACAAGAAGGAAGAAUGAAAUGGGCAUUGUUAGAAGUAUAACUUUAGUAUGUGGUCGAGCUGGCAAACAUAAUAGUAUUUGUCAAAAUCCCUUAAAAUCACAAGCAAGCUACAGAGUUGGGUGUAAUGCAAAGAUAACGGGUAGGUUAAAUCUGGACAGAAGAUGGGAAAUAUCUGUGGUUGUUCUGGAGCAUAAUCAUGGCCUUAGCCCUAGUAAAAGUCGUUUCUUUCGAUGCAACCGAAGAAUUAGUGCACAUGUUAGACAUCAAAUUAAUCUGAAUGAUCAAGGCAACCGAAGAAUUAGUGCACAUGUUAGACAUCAAAUUAAUCUGAAUGAUCAAGCCGGAAUCAAAAUCAACAAAAAAUUUAGCUCACUGGUACAUGAUGCUGGUGGAUAUGAGAAUCUGUUGCGUGAUGAAAAGGCUUGCAGGAACUUGGUUGAUGAAUCGAGGCGUUUACAUCUCAGCGAAGAUCAUUUGAAAAAUGUAUUUUGGGCCGAUUGUAGGAGCAGAGAAGAUUACAAAGAGUUUGGUGAGGUCAUCACUUUUGAUACCACAUACUUAACAAAUAAGUAUGAUAUGCCAUUUGCACCAUUUGUUGCCGUUAACCAUCAUGGACAAUUAAUUUUACUUGGAUGUGGGUUGAUUUCAAAAGAAGACACAAAGACUUUCAUAUGGCUAUUUACGAAGUGGGUUGAAUGCAUGGAUGGAUGUGUUCGGCAAGGGAUAAUAACUAACCAAGCAAGAGCCAUGAAAAAUGCAAUUGAGAUUGUUUUUCCAAACACUAGACACAGAUGGUGUUUAUGGCAUAUAAUGAAGAAGUUGUCAGAAAAGUUAGAAAGGUACACUUAA
Asparagus officinalis (garden asparagus) is the source of this 1056-nucleotide messenger RNA. RefSeq names its product protein FAR1-RELATED SEQUENCE 4-like. Gene Ontology annotation, biological process: regulation of DNA-templated transcription. The transcript is spliced from 2 exons. The record is from RefSeq and is a predicted model, not a curated record. Lineage: Eukaryota; Viridiplantae; Streptophyta; Magnoliopsida; Asparagales; Asparagaceae. Bases 1 to 1056 code for a protein of 351 amino acids.